CGCGGCGGGCUGGGUCUGCCUCGCUCCGAGUCGGCAGGCGGCGCGGCUUGUCCCUCACUCUGCUCCGAGCCCAGGCCCGACCCGCCGCGCCCUGCCGCUGCUCCAUGGAGGCUUAUCACAAGCCCGACCAACAGGCGCUGCAGGCCCUGAAGGACGCGGCCAACCGGCUGCGCAUCAGCUCCAUCCGGGCCACCACCGCCGCCGGCUCCGGCCACCCGACAUCAUGUUGCAGUGCAGCAGAGAUCAUGUCCGUGCUCUUUUUUCAUACCAUGAGGUACAAAGCGAAAGAUCCCCGAAACCCCAGCAAUGACCGGUUUGUACUCUCAAAGGGCCAUGCGGCACCAAUUCUGUACGCUGCCUGGGCUGAGGCAGGCUUCCUACCAGAAGCAGAAUUAUUAAACUUGCGGAAAAUUGAUUCCAUUUUGGAAGGACACCCUGUACCAAAACAACCAUUCACUGAUGUAGCUACUGGAUCCCUUGGUCAGGGACUUGGUGCUGCCUGCGGUAUGGCCUAUACUGGCAAAUACUUUGAUAAAGCCAGCUAUCGAGUCUAUUGUCUGCUUGGGGAUGGGGAACUAUCUGAAGGCUCCAUUUGGGAGGCAAUGGCCUUUGCUGGGUUCUACAAGCUGGACAAUCUGGUUGCUAUACUUGACAUUAACCGUCUUGGACAAAGUGACCCUACACCUCUGCAGCAUCAUGUUGAGAUCUAUCAAAAACGCUGCGAAGCCUUUGGCUGGCAUGCUCUCAUAGUGGAUGGACACAGUGUGGAGGAGCUUUGCAAAGCCUUUGGCCAGACCAAAAAUCAACCAACUGCCAUUAUCGCAAGGACUUUAAAAGGCAAAGGAAUAUCAGGUAUUGAAGAUAAGGAAAACUGGCAUGGUAAGCCCCUUCCAAAAAACAUGGCUGAACACGUCAUUCAGGAAAUUGAUGGCAAAAUCCAGAGCAAGAAAAAGCUUUCCCCAGCCCUCCCAGAAGAGGAUGCACCAGUCAUAAAUAUUAGAAACAUUAAGAUGUCAUCUGCACCAGAUUACAAACUAGGAGAAAAGAUGGCUACCCGCAAAGCUUAUGGCCUCGCACUUGCGAAAUUGGGCCAUGCCAAUGACCGAGUAAUUGCUUUAGAUGGAGACACAAAGAAUUCCACCUUCUCUGACCUGUUUAGGAAAGAACAUCCCAGCCGCUUCAUUGAAUGCUAUAUUGCUGAACAGAACAUGGUGAGCAUUGCAGUUGGCUGUGCCACUCGUGACAGGACUGUUGCUUUUGCGAGUGCCUUUGCCACCUUUUUCACCAGAGCUUUUGAUCAGAUCCGUAUGGCUGCCAUUUCUGAGAGUAACAUCAAUCUCUGUGGCUCUCACUGUGGCGUUUCUAUUGGUGAGGAUGGACCUUCUCAGAUGGGGCUGGAAGAUCUGUGCAUGUUCCGUGCUGUUCCCAAUUCAACUGUCUUUUAUCCUAGCGAUGCUGUAUCUGCUGAAAAAGCAGUAGAAAUAGCUGCUAACACUAAGGGCGUUUGUUUCAUAAGGACCAGUCGUCCUGAAAAUGAAGUUAUCUAUAGCAGCAACGAGGACUUCCAGAUUGGACAGGCCAAGGUGGUGGUCAAGAGUAAGGAUGACCAGGUCACUGUUGUUGGAGCAGGAGUGACUCUGCAUGAGGCACUAGCUGCAGCAGAGCAGCUGAAGAAAGAAAAAAUCUACAUCCGAGUGAUUGAUCCAUUCACUAUAAAACCCCUGGAUAAGAUAACUAUACUUGAAAAUGCAAGAGCAACCAAAGGCAGAAUUAUCACUGUGGAAGACCAUUACCCUGAAGGUGGCAUUGGAGAAGCAGUGUCAGGUGCUCUAGUUGGAGAGCCUGGUAUCACAGUUACUCGCUUGGCUGUAUCCCAUGUGCCAAGAAGUGGGAAACCAGCUGAGCUCCUUAAGAUGUUUGGCAUUGAUAAAGAUGCCAUCGUGCAGGCUGUUAAAGUGGCAGUUUCCAAAUCAAGGAAUGCAGAGUAGUUUGAAGCAUCGCACGUUGUGUUACAUCAGACCAGUGUUCAAAACUAUACUGUGACUUGGAGGAGAAGGUGCUUAAAAUAUAUGCAGAGAAGGUCUAAUAAAAAUACAAGAUUUAAACAAAA
This is a messenger RNA of Caretta caretta (loggerhead turtle), 2110 nucleotides long. It is a transcript of the gene TKT, whose product is annotated as transketolase. Gene Ontology annotation, molecular function: transketolase activity; thiamine pyrophosphate binding. The record is from RefSeq and is a predicted model, not a curated record. Gene Ontology annotation, biological process: pentose-phosphate shunt, non-oxidative branch. Gene Ontology annotation, cellular component: extracellular exosome; endoplasmic reticulum membrane. Lineage: Eukaryota; Metazoa; Chordata; Testudines; Cheloniidae.